CUUACAACACAAAACAAAGCCUUUUUUUUUGUUUUCCCUGUGUGUGGAGUGGAGAUAGCAGCUAACUAGGGUUUCCGCAUCCUCUUCGUGAAAGGCGAAAAUCGAAAGAUGGGAAGAGAAAGAGAACAAGCACAGGUUGGUUACGCAGUGGAGCAGCUUCUUGCUCUCAAUCCCUACAAUCCUGACAUUCUUCCAGAUCUCGAAAACUAUGUCAAUGACCAGGUUUCAUCACAAACAUACAGUCUGGAUGCAAAUCUGUGCCUUCUUCGUCUCUACCAGUUUGAACCAGAGAAAAUGAGUUCCCAGAUUGUAGCCCGCAUAUUGGUUAAGGCCCUCAUGGCAAUGCCAGCUCCUGACUUCAGUCUGUGUCUCUUUCUGAUUCCUGAACGUGUGCAAAUGGAGGAGCAGUUCAAGACUCUGAUUGUUCUGUCUCACUAUUUGGAGACAGGAAGGUUUCGGCAGUUUUGGGAUGAAGCAGCAAAAAGUCGUCAUAUAGUUGAAGCUGUGCCAGGAUUUGAGCAGGCAAUCCAGAGCUAUGCGGUUCAUGUCAUUUCCUUGACUUACCAAAAGGUUCCUAGAACUGUGCUUGCUGAGGCUAUCAACGUUGAAGGUUUAUCCUUGGACAAAUUCCUUGAACACCAAGUUGCCAACUCUGGUUGGGCUAUUGAGAAAAGCCAAGGCAAGGGUCAACUCAUUGUCAUCCCCAGAAAUGAGUUUAAUGACCCAAUUUUGAAGAAAAACACAGCCGAUAGUGUACCUUUGGAGCACAUUACUCGCAUCUUCCCUAUUCUUAGCUAACUUUUUCUAUGGCGGACUGCAAGUUUUCUUUCCAGGAGGAUUUAUGCAAAUUUGGCCUCACCUUGCAGCAUCUCCCCCCUUGGAUGCUUCAAUAUGAGAAUUAGUGGACAGAGAUUGUACUUUACUCUUAUGUUUUGUACUAAUGGCUGAAAAUUAAAUUGCUUUAGAAUGUUUUGUUAUUGAUUGGGGAUUAAUUCCUUGAAUAGAUUUUCUCUUCUCUUUAUAGUGCCUAUAAUAUUCCUGACUAGUUGGACGGAA
Molecule: messenger RNA, 1056 nt
Organism: Lotus japonicus
Lineage: Eukaryota; Viridiplantae; Streptophyta; Magnoliopsida; Fabales; Fabaceae
Product: eukaryotic translation initiation factor 3 subunit K
Exons: 8
Coding region: 109-798 (229 amino acids)
Biological process (GO): regulation of translational initiation
Cellular component (GO): eukaryotic translation initiation factor 3 complex; cytoplasm
Molecular function (GO): ribosome binding; translation initiation factor activity
Source: RefSeq, a predicted model, not a curated record